This is a messenger RNA of Anoplopoma fimbria (sablefish), 1253 nucleotides long. Its product is annotated as endothelin-2. Gene Ontology annotation, biological process: regulation of vasoconstriction; intracellular calcium ion homeostasis; vein smooth muscle contraction. Bases 2 to 406 code for a protein of 134 amino acids. The transcript is spliced from 4 exons. Lineage: Eukaryota; Metazoa; Chordata; Actinopteri; Perciformes; Anoplopomatidae. Gene Ontology annotation, molecular function: endothelin B receptor binding; hormone activity. Gene Ontology annotation, cellular component: extracellular region. The record is from RefSeq and is a predicted model, not a curated record.
GAUGAAAGGGCUAGAGGUGGAGGUCGAUGACGGGGUCCCACCACAGAGAGUGAGGACCAAGCGCUGCGCCUGCAAUAGCCUGCUGGACUCUGAGUGCCACUACUUCUGCCACCUGGAUAUCAUUUGGGUCAACACGCCCAGUAAGACAACAGUUUAUGGUCUAGGCAGCGCACUGUCGCGACGCAGGAGGUCCACUGGCCGUUGCACCUGUGCCAACCUUGAUGAUCAUAACUGUUCCAACUUCUGCCAUCACAGUCCUGAAGUCACAUCCCCAAAGAGAUCUGUAAGGACAAGUCAUCUGAACAUACUCAGCAUCCUAAGAGCUGCUGCAAGCAAGUCCAAGAGAGCUCUCGCUUCACCUGAUUCAGACAGAGUUGAGCCCUCUCAGAGGAUGAACACUCGCUAAACAAUGUUCCAGCUGAGGCAGCAAGAGUGAGAGAGUGAGAGCAGAGAGCACCUGAACAAAUUACACUCCUUUUGAUAGAAAGGGGGGAAACAAAAGGUUGCUAAAAGAUGGUGUCCGACGCAGAAAGGCCCGAAGCGCCACAAAAUGUCUGUUUGUACCUGCGAAUAGAGGCUGGAAAACGUGACAGAGUUCUGCAAACACAUCAUGGAAACAGAUGUGAAGGAUCAUCACGGAGAGGAGCUCUUACCAUGAUAAGAGAGCGCUAUGCCUGUGGGCAUUUUGGACUAUGGCUGUCCGGUGUGUGAGAUUCAGUGGGGUUGUCCGUGUGUCCCUGCAGAGACAGGCCAGCACUGACAUAGAAGGAUAUAAUAGAAGAAAAGGGACAUGCAUACUGUACAUGCUUGUUCACGAAUUUCUCAAAUACAUGUUGUGUAUUUACUCAUUCUUUUGUAAAAUAAGUUUAUAAUCUUUCAUGGAUCAACACAUUUAUUAUUUUACAAUCGAUAUAAUUAUAAAUUACUUUUUUAAUGAUAGACCUUGCGGAUACAUGUCGGAAAAAGUUAUGUAGUCUACUGAAAGUUAUAUUUCUUUAUUUAGGAUUUUUGUGUGCAUAAGAGUAAUUCAAAUUUAUUAAAAUAAAGUCUGUAUAUUCAUAUCUGUCUGUCAAAGUUUUUUAAAUGUAAAGAUAAAUUGAGACUAAAAAAUAAAAAUGUACUCGCAUCUUGUUUUUGUCCUAUUUUCAAAUGUAUGGCCUUCUGUUGACUUUGGAAAGGCACACUGUGGAAAUAAAGUCUGUACUCUAAAGAAAAUAUACGUGAGGGAUAAUUUGAGGUAAAAUAAAUCCUUU